AACAAAAGUAGUACUUCUGGUACUUUACAGUAGUUUCAUCUACACAGGAAUCAGGAAAAGGGACAGCAGUCCAAAAGGGAUUCGCCAAUAUGCCCACUCACGCAGCAGUCCACGUGUUGGACAACUACUACCUGGCCAUCACUCUCCUCGUCACCGUGGCCUACCAGCUCAUCGGCUUCGCUUUUGCAUUCUCCUUCAAGUUCGACAAGCUCACCGACUUCAUGGGCGGCAGCAACUUCGUCCUCCUGGGAAUUCUCACCUUGGCACUGUCCGGCACCACCAAUGCUCGUCAAAUCAUCACAAGUUUAAUGCUCAUGCUCUGGGCCACACGACUCUCGGGCUUCCUCCUCUUCCGCAUCUUGAAGACGGGGAAAGAUGACCGAUUCGACGACAAGCGGGACAAGUUUUUCUCCUUUUUGGGCUUCUGGGUGUUUCAGAUGAUCUGGGUCUGGACGGUGUCGAUGCCCGUCACGAUUUUGAACAGCCCGAACGUACGGCAGUAUCCGCAGCCGAGCUUUGGCAAGGCGACGGAUAUCUUUGCCAUUAUCUGGUUUGUGCUGCAUUUCGGUCUCGAGGCUGUGAGUGAUGUCCAGAAGUACCGAUUCAAGCAAGGGCCUGGCAAAGAGCCGGGUGCAGUGUGCGACACUGGUUUUUGGAAAUACAGUCGUCAUCCCAAUUACUUUGCAGAGAUUAUGGUGCAAGUGUCCAUCUACAUCAUCGCCGUGACUCCAGCAUCUUACGGCACGAUUCCCUCUGGCUCCGGUGCAUAUGCCGCUCUGUACGCUUCCUGCGUGGGUUUCAUUCUCCUCACCGUCUUACUCAUGUUCGUCUCGGGCCUUACUCUCCAGGAGCGGCCUGGCGCGAAGAAGCGUUAUGAGAAGGGAACGGGAUGGCACGCGUAUGAGAAGUACCUCCACGACACCAGCAUCAUGUUCCCCAUGCCUCCGGCGAUCUGGAGAAAAUUACCCGUCUUCGUCAAGAGAACCGUCGGCCUCGAAUUUCCUAUAUAUGUGUUUGACCCUGCGAAGCAUGCGGACAAAGAUGCCGUCAGGGAGAGUCAAGCCGAGGAGGGACGAUCCGAGAGCAAUGGCGGUGGCGGUGGAGGAAAUAGACAAAGUACUGAGCCGCUGAACUGAACUGGAAAAGGCCUAACGAAAGCUAUGACAUUUGAGCGUUGUAUCAUGCAUGACCUGGACGCGAUUGUCCAUAUAGAUUUGAUGAUAUAUUGUACGAUCAGGGAAGAAUUUACCUCUAAUACCAC
Molecule: messenger RNA, 1261 nt
Organism: Sphaerulina musiva SO2202
Lineage: Eukaryota; Fungi; Ascomycota; Dothideomycetes; Mycosphaerellales; Mycosphaerellaceae
Product: DUF1295-domain-containing protein
Exons: 2
Coding region: 90-1136 (348 amino acids)
Cellular component (GO): membrane
Source: RefSeq, a predicted model, not a curated record